Molecule: messenger RNA, 2249 nt
Organism: Erpetoichthys calabaricus (reedfish)
Lineage: Eukaryota; Metazoa; Chordata; Cladistia; Polypteriformes; Polypteridae
Gene: trim13
Product: tripartite motif containing 13
Exons: 2
Coding region: 521-1717 (398 amino acids)
Biological process (GO): innate immune response; positive regulation of canonical NF-kappaB signal transduction; positive regulation of macroautophagy
Molecular function (GO): zinc ion binding
Source: RefSeq, a predicted model, not a curated record
AAAGGUCAAGGAUGCGUCCUGGCUGUAAAUAUGGUGGCUUAUGCUUUAUGUUUCGUAGAGUUAUCCUAAUUAUUAUCCAGUUAGACGAUGUAGCGUAAUAACACAUGCGGCCUCCUUUUUAAACUUUCCAGUCUUAUGAAAAGGAGCGCUGCAAGAAAUCUGUUUACUUUGUGUUGCGUUAUUGCAGCCAUUCGAUCUUGAGCCGCAGCGAGCCGUUGUUGUGCUUUUUAUUUUUGUGAACUGAUUACCCUUCAGUAGUUUUUUUUGGGCAGGCUUUGAAGAUUGACAUGCAAGUAGCCAAUUAAUGCGCUCUAUCCAGGGUUGAAAACACCCAUAGUUCCGAUUUUUAAUACCCCGCCUUCCCGGCUCAGAUUUGUUUUUGAUUCACGAGUCGACCUUUCAUUUCUUAAAGCUGGAUUUUUUACCCAGGAAUAUGGCUGCAAGACUAAACGUGAAGAAGCACCGUAACUGGUUUUUAUCGUGCGUUGCACGCAGCUGAGCUCACUUAAUGGUAUAAUCCAUGGAUGUGUUAGAAGAAGAUCUUACUUGCCCCAUUUGCUGUUGUCUGUUUGAUGACCCACGAGUUCUUCCAUGUUCGCACAACUUUUGUAAGAAAUGCCUGGAAGAUAUCCUUGAGGAAAACCGAACUGCUUUCCACAAGUUACCAUUUAAGUGUCCGACUUGCCGCAAGGAAAUCUCAACUGCUUUGAAUUUUAUGCAGAUCAAUUAUGUACUGAGAGCAAUUGUAGAGAAAUAUAAUCAACUUAAAGUAACUCCCGAGAUGUCUUUGUGUAAAAAGCAUACCAGCCAGCCACUUAACAUUUUCUGUUCCACCGACCUCAGGCUAAUAUGUGGGUUUUGUGUAACUAUGCCAGAACACAAAGGGCACACAUUUUGGUCCAUUGAAGAGGCCUGUCAACAAGAGAAAAAGGCCUUUGUAGCCCUUUCCUGUCAACUGACGAGCUGGCAUGCUACUGAUGUCAAGUCUUGCUUAGAGAGGCUGGAUACGGGUAAAAAAGAGGUGUUGCAGCUAGUUUCCAAGGAUGCAGACAGGGUUGCAGAAUAUUUUAACAGAUUAAUUCAAACUCUUGAGCAUAAGAAGAAUGAGAUUCUUUCUGACUUUGAAACGAUGAAGUUAGUGAUAAUGCAGACUUAUGAUCCUGAAAUAAACAAAUUAAACAAAGUGCUGGAAGAGCAUGCAAGUGCUCUUCACAUCAUCAACUCUUUCACUGAAACUGCAGAUUCCUUUACAUUUUUACUGAAAAUGCAAGAUAUGCGAGAGAAACUGACUAGAAUCCAGGAUGUUAUUUUGCCUUCUCAUGGUGAUACAAGUGCACAUCAUCUUAUGAAAAGCUUUGAUACCAAGCAAUGGGACGAUGUGAAACUCAAAGACAUUGAUAAGCUUGCUGCUCCUCAUGAAAAGUGUGUGUUUCAAUUUACAAAACAAAAAUAUAGUUGGGUUUUUUGGAGUUUUGUUUUUUGUGCUUGCUUGUUUAUAAUCUUAAUGAUGAUGGAGUUCUUCAACAUUUCAGGACUAGCAAAAAGUGCCUUUAACAUUUGGAGGUCUAUUUUCCUAAAUUCUGAAUUAACAGACUACAUGGGAUGGUGCUGGAGUGAACUUGAAAACUUCAGUUUACUUUUUUAUGACUAUUUUCAGGAAAGCAAACUAGUUGUGCUUAACCAUGUAGCGGAAUUUGUUUGUUACUAUAGAUUAUAAUGAAACGAAUGUCUCUGGUAUGUACAUGCAAAAACUGCACUGCUAAAUUAACAUAUUAUGUAAACAUUUAAUAUUACAGAUAAAAUCUGAUUACUAAUUAUUAGUCACCAUGCCACUCUAAUGGAAUAAGUUGGUUUGCAAGGCUGAUUUCAUAUUAAUAAAAUGCUGUUUCAGUUGGUAAUUUUUCAUGGUAUACCAUACAUGUAAAUUAGUGUUACUGUUAAAAAGAGGGCAGAAGACAUGGUCAUACUUUCAAACAAUGCAAAUGUCUUAGAAACUAUGUAACCCAAAUUUUGGCUUUCUGAUUCCAAGUAUAUCAGAUAAAUAUUCUGUAUUUGCUUAACCAAAUUUCACUUUACUUUGGAUAACACUGCAUUACAUGCAAUACUCCUCAUGUUAACAAUGUUGGGAAAGAGUCUGAAUUAUCAACAUAUAAUUCAAUGAUACCCUAUGCAAUUUCUAAAUAAAAAAAUUAGUUGUAUACUUUGUUUUUUUAAAAAUGUUAUGCUACACCAGAAGUCCCUGACCUUGC